Molecule: messenger RNA, 4490 nt
Organism: Triplophysa rosa
Lineage: Eukaryota; Metazoa; Chordata; Actinopteri; Cypriniformes; Nemacheilidae
Gene: dag1
Product: dystroglycan 1
Exons: 4
Coding region: 692-3262 (856 amino acids)
Biological process (GO): axon guidance; nerve development; morphogenesis of an epithelium
Cellular component (GO): dystroglycan complex; dystrophin-associated glycoprotein complex; basement membrane
Molecular function (GO): laminin binding; calcium ion binding
Source: RefSeq, a predicted model, not a curated record
GAUCGACGCGAGCGUGUCGGGGUUCGGCUGCUCUGGCCUUGAGGCUGGACAGUGAAAGUGUGCAGAUUGAUUCGUGUAGAUGAAGAGAAGAGGGGCACAAGGGCGAGAUUUCUUCUCCUCCUUGCGCUCGGAUGCACCAACAAGUUUGACAUCCAGUCGUUAAAAUAGCCGAGAUGUGACGCCGAUCUGUGUAAACGGAGAUCAGGAUGGCACCACCUCCGCCUCUUUUUGAGCCAGGAAAAACCCUGGUAGUGUUGAGACCUUUGGACCAAAACUGCACUCUUGACAUGUUUGAGGAAAAACAGCUUUGAGUACAACACACGACCUUCUCCUCCGUGUACCUCGAACACAAAGAGGCGAUUAGAAGAAAGCACUUUUUCCCCAGUGGUCGACUUGCCAAGUUCUUAGUGUUUUUCAGGUUGAUUUCUAUGGACUCAAUGGAGACGUCCUGGCCUGUGGUCUCAGCAGAGGGUGAAAAACAGGAGGUCUUCGAGGCAGCCCCUAAACUAUGGGAUUUGAGAACCACUGAGGGCGCUUUGACAAAAGGAGGGAAGAGGGGCCGACAUCGAGAACAAAACGAAAGGAUUGAGCUUUUCAAAAGAGGAUCAGUACUUUCGGACUCGGCGGGGUGCAUGCUGCCCCCUCAACUGGACGUCCUCUUUUGUGCGAGAGAGAGAAAAUAAAAGCAGGCAUGCGCAAUAAACUGAGGAAGUUCCGGGAUGCCGGCCGCCCCAUGCUGGGGAACAGGACUGAUUUGGUGCUGCUGGCUGUGAUGGUGCUUUUAGUUGCGGAUGUGCGGGCGUCCUGGGAAGUUUUUGGCGACGUGAGGCAGCUCGAGGCAUCUAUGCAGUCCACCAUGCUGGCAGACCAUCGGGAGGCGGAAGCGGGCAUAUCGCAGCCCAGCGGCUUGCCGGAUUCCUCCGCGGUGGUGGGCAGGGUUUUCCAAAUGCAGGUGCCCGUCAAAGCCAAGGGCUCCGGGAGCAAAGUAAAGAUCACAGAAGCAAGCAAAGAUGUGCUCCCAGCAUGGUUGCAUUGGGAUGUGGAGAGUGGCACACUUCAAGGCCUUCCUCUAGAGACAGACAAGGGCGUUCACUACAUUUCUGUUUCUGUUUCCAAUGAGAGCAGUGUCUCCCCAAUCCCAGAUGUGUUUUCCAUCGAGGUGCACCCAGAGGAGCACGCCGACACGGACCCUUUUCAGCUCGCAAUCCAAUCGGCCAGCAACGACGCACAGCCUUUCAUCUGCGGUAAUGAGGAGCCCGUCACAGUGCUUACUGUCAUUCUGGAUGCUGACCUCAAUAAGAUGAGCUCCAAGCAGAGGGUGGAGCUACUUGCCAAGAUGAAGAAAUUCUCCGGCAUGGGGCUGCAGCACAUGAAGAUUUUGCCUGUGGUUAACAACCGUUUGUUUGACAUGUCUGCUUUCAUGGCGGGACCGGGAAAUGCCAAAAAGGUUGUGGAAAACGGUGCCCUUUUGUCCUGGAAACUGGGCUGCAAUCUGGAUCAAAGCAGCAUACCUGAUAUCAGUAGCGUUCAGGUUCCAGCAAAAGAAGGGACCAUGUCCGCACAGUUGAAAUAUCCUGUCGUUGGGUGGCACAUCGCUAACAAGAAGCCCCAUGUGCCCAAAAGGGUGCGAAGGCAGCUGAACAACACCCCAACCCCUAUUCCCUCAUUACUCCCCCCAACAACUUACCCUGAACCCCCAAUUCGUAUUGUUCCCACACCAACGUCUCCUUCCAUUGCUCCUACCACUGACAGUUCUGCCCCACCUGUUCGCGGUCCGGUCCCACUCCCUGUGAAACCAACCCUUCGACAGCGAGAACCAAUCGCUUACACUCCAACCUUAGGCCCCCCUCAGCCAACACGAGUCAUGGAAACCACCAGCACAAUCACCAUCCAGCCCACCAUGACCCGGCCUGUAUACGUUGGAGCCUCCGUGACCCCAGCCACACCCACCACUAGGAAACCAACAAAACGACCAGGGAAGAAGCCAAAGACGACCCCUAUACCCAAGACCACAACAACCAAGGCCCCGAGACGAACAACUACCGUAGUUGUCUUGCCCAAUGGCAAUAUUAAACCACAGCUCCAGAACCCAAUCGAUCAGGUGAACGCCUACGUGGGCACGUACUUUGAGGUGAAGGUUCCGCCGGAUACGUUUUUCGACAAAGAGGACGGAACUACAGAUAGGUUGAAGCUUACCUUGCGAUUUGGCAACGAUUUGGUCGGGGAUGAUUCUUGGAUACAGUUCAAUAGCACAAGCCAGUUGCUCUAUGGAUUACCCGAUCAAGAGCAUGAAGGAAAGCACGAGUACUUUAUGCAGGCAACAGACAAAGGAGGUCUAUACGCAAUCGAUGCCUUUGAGGUCCGUGUCAAUCGCUGGGGAAACAACGUUAAGCCGCCGGUGUUGUUCACAGCCGUAUUUGACGGGGAUGCGCGUACUGUCACGAAUGACAUUCACAAGAAGAUCCACCUUGUCAAGAAACUCGCCCAAUCGUUUGGCGAUCGUAACAGCAGCACCGUUACCUUGAAGAACAUCUUGAAGGGCUCCAUCAUAGUGGAAUGGACCAACAACAGCCUUCAGCAAAACCCCUGCCCGAAAGAUCAAAUACAGCUUUUGAGCAGAAGGAUUUCCGACAACGAGGGUAGACCUUCACCACACUUCAGAUAUGUCAUGGAGCCAGACUUCAAGGCCUCAAAUAUCACCGUCAGAGGUAUAGGAAGCUGCCGUAACUACAUGUUCGUCCCAAUGGGCGAGAUUCCAGAUCCCACCCAAUCUCCCGUUACUCCCGCCGUGGGCGCGGGAAGACAGAGCACGGACGACGUGUAUCUUCACACGGUCAUACCGGCUGUGGUGGUUGCUGCCAUUUUGCUAAUAGCAGGAAUCAUCGCCAUGAUUUGCUAUCGUAAGAAACGCAAGGGCAAGUUGACUAUCGAAGACCAAGCGACUUUCAUCAAGAAAGGAGUACCGAUCAUUUUCGCAGAUGAGCUCGAUGACUCCAAGCCGCCUCCAUCUUCCAGCAUGCCCCUUAUCCUACAGGAGGAAAAACCUCCUCUUCCCCCACCGGAGUAUCCCAACAUGGCUAGUCCAGAGACAACACCCCUAAACCAGGACCUUUUGGGAGAGUACGCACCUCUACACGAUGAGGAUCCCAAUGCCCCACCCUACCAGCCUCCACCACCCUUCUCCGUCCCGAUGGAGGGUAAAGGUUCCCGCCCCAAGAACAUGACCCCAUACAGAUCCCCACCCCCUUACGUGCCUCCCUAAUGUUUGCAGGAGCCUCCGGAUCCGGAGGACAGGGAACUUUCGUAGUUCCGAACCGUUGUGUUGUCUGCAUUAUUGGAUUGUUUGAAAGGGUGUGCUGCAAAUGGGGAAUGUGGGUUUGAAUGUGACAGGAUGUUUUUGUUAAAGUGGACUCUUGUUAAAGGAGUGGUGGGAGUUAUGGGGGUUACGUGGAUAAUCAACUAAAGACAACGACCUCAGCCUCUUGACUACUCUGGUUUUUGCUAAACUGUUGAGGAUGUACCCUCCAGUCCUGGCGCUUUUGUGUCUAGAUGGGCUUUUUGACUAAUUUUUUUCUGUUUGUUUGUUUUUGUUUUUUGUUUUGUUUUUGUUUUCUGACACGGAAUCAAACUCCUUGCCUAACAGCACUCUUUCUAUCUUCUAAAUUCGUUAAUCUUGAAUAAUAUAAUCGGACAACAAAACUGACUGCAGGUGCAAAAGAUUUCAUAGAAAAAUUCAAUCACAGAGGGGAAAUAAAAGGAUGGGCUUGGACAGCCAUGCAGACAGUUUCGUGGGAUGUCGAUUCAUUAUGGUUUUGCCUUUUAACACAGAAUUAAACUGUUUUUAUUGUUCUUCACAUGUCUAGUUAAAAUCACUACAAGAAGAGGUAGCCAAAACGAGAUAUUUGUUUAAUCCAAUGUAUAUUUGAAAGUUGUUACGCUAGAUCUACAUUAAUUUUUAUUAUAUAUAUAUUUUUUACUUUUUCUUUUUUCCACCGUUCGAUCUUGGGGAAGUACGAAUAAAAAUCAAAUCACAGAGAACAUAUCGCAGUGAGUUCUGACUUGAGAUCAAUGUAUAAGAUACAUCUCUUUUAUAUCCUCUCGUCAGUCAUGUGAAUGGAGGUGGUAGUCUCGAGUGUGCUGUCUAUGCAGAUUUUGCUUUUGACCCGACAGUCCAGAUUCUGAUAUUGAUCACGUUUAAUCGUAUUUCUCGUGGGCCAUGGAGAAAUCUUGGGAUUUAAUUGGAUCUUUGCAUCCUUAAUUGCUCAAGUCAGAACCACGUAUAUACUGUACCAGUUUAACUCAAGCUACUGAUAGCCCUUGAGACGGUCAAAGACUUGAUUUAAUUAGGAAGAGCUUUGAGACGAUUUGUAGUUUGUUUCUUUUAUUUUUGUUAUUUUUAUAUAUAUAUAUAUUUCAGUGAUGAUUGAGUAUAUGCCUUGGAUCCACUCGAAAUAAAUCAAAAUAAAGACUGAAGAUUUUGAUAACGGCAA